UUGAAGACUUGGAGAAGAGGGGGCACUGCAUGUAAAGUUUCCAGGCAGUUGCAUAAGCAAGCAAAAAGAGGGAAGAUGUGCAAAAUAAGACGAUAGCUUUCUCCUAUGUGAGAUGUUUAUGAGUUUGGGCUGGUGGCUGUUAGGCAAAAGUCUUCCACUAGUCUAAAUCACAAAAGAGAAUGACAUUCAGGAACCAGAAGUAUCCCCUCCAUGGUUAGUUCUGUUGUUUUUCCUGCUUGACAACUAAUCAAAUGGCAACUGAUGUUGAUGAAGCUUAUCAAGGAUGGUCUCAGGAGCUCUCUGAUGGAUAUGAGUCGCAUGAAAUUCCAGCAUCUCAAAUGCUUGAUCACGGUUCCAUUUCCUUUGGACGAUUUCCAAUUGAAACAUUGUCAUGGGAAAGGAGGUCAGUUUUUACUCACAACAGAUGUCAGGAGGAACUAGAGAAGUUCAAUGGUCUAGUUGCAAAAAAGAAAGCCUAUUUUGAAGAGCGUUAUAGAAGGAUUAGAGCAAGGAAAGCUGAACAGAAUCAGCAAACAGAGCUUACACUGGAUUAUAGUGGUGAUUGUAGUAUUUCUAGUCAAAGUGGAGAAGAAGAUGCAGCAGCUAUACAAUAUGAAAACAUUAGAGAUGGGAAAGACUACAGUGUUCAUUCUUCCACAGAAGAAGCUGAACCUGGAACAACCUAUGAACAAGAAAUCAGCCAUAGUGAGCCACUUCAAGAAAGAUGCUUAUGUCCAGAUUCCACACUGCCUAAUCUUACUUUGCGGAUAGAAGUUUUGGAUAGCCCUAAGCAAACUAAGAACUCUGACGAUAUGUUGCUGGUGCAACCAUUCGAGACUCCAUCACCAUUGCGUCAUACUGAUGAUUUAGAGGAGAAAUCACAGUUUAGGAGCAAUCUUGACCAUAAAGAGGCCAUGCAGAAACCACAGGACAAGGUAUUAGAUCUGAAGCCCAGAAGAGUUGCACAAGGGACAACACUAGAUACGAGCAAAUCAAACUCUCAUCAGUCACAAUCAAUUGUCAAAUCCCUGGAUUAUAAAUCAAUUUCCCACGUUAAGGACCUUGCUUCAGGUAAAAACAUCAGAGGAGAAACUAAGGUGAAUGUGGUUCAGUCAUCAAAGGGAGUAAGAACGACAUCAAAGAUGGCCAGUCAAACUCCAAUCAAGGCAACAACUUGUACGGUCAAAAGCUCUACUAGGCCUACCUCGGUCGCUUCAAGUAGACCACAUAUAGAAACACACACUAUAUUAACUACCCCAGGUCUGUUUACACUUGUAAUGGAAAGAAGAGCAAGCAAAAGAGGAAGUACAGAAAAGCUGACCUCUGGGGGCUCAAACUUGCAUGCAUCUAAGCCAAUUCACCCUAAGGAUAGUUCAAGUUCACAGGUCAUGAUGAACAAAGACGUUGCAACAAAUGGAUUGACAAAGAGAAGACCAGAAGUUAAAAGGGACAAAAAAGGAGUAAGAAGUAUUCCCUUGGCAGUUGAUAGUCGGUCUAAUAGCUUGAAGCGAACUCAGGCACUUGUUGCACCACCCAAGUCAAGGUCAGUUAACCUUCCUUCUCGGACCAAGCUUACAACUUGUGUCAGAGUUGAGACCCAGAUUCAAACAACCAAAGGAGCUAAACAAAAAGAGGGAAAUGCCAAAGACAGACAGUUUCAACAAAUCGAUGCCAAGAUAGCUCCUAUGGUAUCUAGGAAUCUGACAGCAACUAAGAAGCCACUCAUCACUCAACAGACGCAUUUGUCUCAAGGAGGGAGGCAAUCAAGGAUGGUUGAUGAUCUGCCCGUCGACGGGAGAAAGACAAGGAGAUCAGAGACACCAAAAUGGCGAUAACCUGAAUGUUUGAGAGCCACUUGAAGUAAAACAUCAUCUGUCAUGCACGCCUCCUGUUUUAGGGGGGACCUUGUAGUAGCUUAGCUAGUCUAUACAACCGUGUACAAAUAUGUAACAUAUUUGUAUCCUUGUGGAGGAUCUUGUAUUUGCACCUAAAUUCAUGUUUCCCCAAUAUAAAACUCGUUUACAGUCUCA
Messenger RNA from Zingiber officinale, 2030 nucleotides. Its product is annotated as protein WVD2-like 7. Bases 252 to 1835 code for a protein of 527 amino acids. The record is from RefSeq and is a predicted model, not a curated record. NCBI's taxonomy places the organism in Eukaryota, Viridiplantae, Streptophyta, Magnoliopsida, Zingiberales, Zingiberaceae. The transcript is spliced from 11 exons.